Messenger RNA from Teleopsis dalmanni, 570 nucleotides. RefSeq lists its product as uncharacterized. The record is from RefSeq and is a predicted model, not a curated record. The transcript has a single exon. Bases 1 to 570 code for a protein of 189 amino acids. NCBI's taxonomy places the organism in Eukaryota, Metazoa, Arthropoda, Insecta, Diptera, Diopsidae.
AUGGUAGUGCCUAUCAGUUCCUUUUGUAAAGCAAUCCUACUAACUAGUAGCGAUAAAUUAAACGAUGAAAUAAAGGCUAGGUUUCCGUCUCUUUUUUCUAAUGACCUUGGCUGCUGUACGAAGACCCAAGCGAAUCUGAAGCUAAAAAAAGAAGCGCGACCCGUUUAUCGUAACGCUCGACCAGUUCCAUAUGCAGCAGCUCCCAUAGUUUCGGCAGAACUUGAACGUCUUCAACAUCUUGAAGUAAUUUCACCACUUGAAUACUCACAGUCAGCGGCGCCAAUCGUAGUUGUAAGAAAGAAGAUUGAAAAAGUUCGUAUAUGUGCCGAUUAUUCUACAGGUCUAAAUGACGGCCUAGAGCCAAAUAAAUAUCCUCUUCCAACGCCUGACCAAAUAUUCUCCAAACUUGCUAAUAAGAAAGUCUUUAGCACAAUUGACCUAUCAGAUGCAUAUUUCCAGAUUCCAGUGGACCAAGAAUCUCAAAGCCUGAUGGCAAUCAAAACUCACCUCGGCUUAUUUAAAGUACUUAGACUGCAGCAAGGUGUUAAAACAGCCCCUGGCAUUUUUUAA